AUGUACAACAAGCUACACCUCUUUGAUCUCGAAAUUCCAGGCAAAUUCAGAUUUAUAGAAAGCGAUUUCAGCAAACGAGGAAUAAAGAUGGUUCCUCCUGUGAACACUCCUAUUGGGAAGCUCGGAUUGUCAAUUUGCAAUGACCUUCGAUUUUCCGAAUUAGCUGUAUGGAAUCGCUACAAGGGAGCAGAGAUUCUCUCCUACCCUUCAGCAUUCACACUCCAUACUGGAUUGGCUCAUUUUGAG
Ostertagia ostertagi is the source of this 246-nucleotide messenger RNA. NCBI's taxonomy places the organism in Eukaryota, Metazoa, Nematoda, Chromadorea, Rhabditida, Trichostrongylidae. The record is from the annotation of a GenBank genome assembly.